AUGUUUGCAACAAUGCUGAAGAUAUUUGCAAUUAUAGCAGCCCUUUCAGGCCACAUCAGCGGUGUGACAGUGACAGUUCCCCAGAGCACGGUGAACGUCACUGUUGGUGGAAAUGCCACUCUUCUCUGCACAUACACAACAACUGGGUCUGUGGCUUCACUUUUCAUUCAGUGGAGUUUUUACAGUGCCAAAGAGAAACAACCUCAAACACAUUCCCCGUGCCGCAAUAUUCAGAGUACGGAUGAAAAGUCAGUCAAUCAUUGUCAAAAGACGGUGUAUGUGACAGAUGCACGGGGGAGAUGUAGCUGGAAGCACCAGAUCUAUUAUUUUCAGAACGGACAGGCUUAUGAGUAUGGCGAGUUCAAGAACAGAAUAAACGGGACAACAAACCAAGGAAAUGCAUCAAUAACAAUUUUCAACAUGCAACCCUCAGACACCGGGUUUUAUACCUGCGAAGUUUUCAACCCACAAGAUUCAAAUGGACAGAACCAGAAAUCAGUGGCUGUCAGUGUACUGGUCAAACCUUCACAGCCUCACUGUAGCUUACGGGGAACGCCUGAGACAGGCCACCUUGUCUCUCUCUCCUGCUAUUCUGAAGAAGGGAUGCCUGCGCCUAUAUACCAGUGGUAUAAAGUAUCAGGGGAGACCCUCAAACCCAUGACAGAACAACUCAAUACAAAAACUGGGCUUUUGAUUAUUGGUAAUCUCACCACCUUUGAAACUGGAUACUACCGGUGCACAGCUACUAACAGCCUUGGAAACAGCAGCUGUGAAGUUGACUUGACUGCAACACAUUCAGAAGGUGGUCUCAUUGCUGGAGCAUUAAUUGGAGCAAUUCUGGGAGCAGUUGUUAUCUGCAUUAUUGUCUGGUUUUUAACCAAGAGGGAGAAGACAAAGGAGAGAAAAGAGAAAGCAGCAAAUAGUGAAACGCGACCAAUGACUCAGAAACAAGAGGCAAAUGUGGAAUAUGCUAAUAUACCCACCCAAGAAAAUGAGUUUGUUGCCACAGCUACACCAAGCAGAGAAGCUAAUGCAGCCAAUGAAUACUCUACUGCUGCGGAAACUGCUGCCUCUGGAAUGCCUGAAAACGAUGAGAUGCAAGGAGUGGAGACACAAGCAAGAGCCUAAAAAUUAUAUUGCAAUUUCCUUAUCCGCUAUGGACCCCAUCCUCAAAAAUGUUGGUAUUGAAUUAAUGCGGGAAGUAGUGUGGUUAUAACCCACACACCUGCAUUUGUGGUAUUAAUCACAAGGUGGGAGUUUGAAGGUCAUGCCCUCAACUAUCCAAGAAGUACGCAUAUGAUGGCCUCAUUUUUCAAUUUUGUUAUUGCUCUUAUUAACUAUCUAGCUAUGACUGUGUACCAAAUAUGAAUGACAGCAUAGCUAAUGUCUCCAUUUAUCCAACCCAUUUGAGAAUAUUAAUUAUUAAAUGGGUUUGGAAAGACAGACAACAUCGGAGCUUUCUUAUUGGCUGCUGGUGAAGCUAUGUGAUGGCUUGUAGACAUAGGAGUCUCUUUUCUGAAAGAAAACAGUCAUUGCCAGCCAACUGAAGUGUUGCAUGUGCUGAGAAUGACACAGGGCGACUGUCUUAGCAAAUACAUUACAGUAUCUAAGGAGCUGAUCCCGCACCUUGGAAAUCAAUGGGAGUUUGGCCACUGACUUCAACAGGUGCAGGAGCAGACUCUUAGAGCAUGUGUUCAUAUCUGCCUCUAGUAGCCAUCCCCAGCAACAGUAACAGCCUGCCUCUCACUGGCAGCUAACGCAGUUACACCUUUAACUAAAGAAGUACUUUGGUAGGAAUGUUGCUGAAGUUCCUGGGUUCAAUUAUCACUGAUGAUCAAAGUCUGUAUGAAUGGCUCAUUAACCAAAACAAGAGGGUAUCAACAUUUGAGGCAAACUCAGAAAUUCAGACUAAUGAGGUGCUAAUUAUGAUCUGUGCUAUAAAAGAGGGUUUAGUUUUGGCCAACUAACAUUAUUUAUAAAAUUCCGUAUCUACCACUUUGCUGUACUCUAGUGAGUUCUCUUUAUACACACAGACACUUAAUUUCCACAUGCCAUCGUACAAUGUACUCGGCCAUGUUUUUCAGUUUUGUUGCCUCAGUUGAAAAUUGAUUGGACUAGAUGAUGGGGUGAAAUCCUGAACUUGCUGAAGUCAAUGGCAAAAUCUCCAGUGAAGUCAACAGUGCCAGGAUUUCACUCUAGCGGGUACCCAAGCCCAAAUAUCUAAAAUGUCUGGGCCAAAUCUGAAGUCAUUACUCAGAGCUGUCUCUGCAGGAAAAAGUCCCAUUAAUUUUAAUGGAUAUUUUGCCUGAGCAAAGACUGCAGGUUUGGGUCCUUAAAUUCCAUGAUUAUUAGGUUACCUGAAAUUUUCAGUAAUCUUAUUGAAGUUGCCUUGUGAGUAUGACAAAAAACUACAGUACUAAACAAUUUCACUAGGAAAAAAAAAAAGUAAUGAGGCAGUCUGCUCAUGGAUUAAAUGUUUGCUAACAAAAUAUUUCAAGUGAAUUACCAGACAGAGGGAGCCCUCUACCUAGCUAACAGUAUAAACUUUAUUAGUAAAAAUGUUUCCACUGUAAUAGGCAAACCCUAUGUAGCAUUUUGCGCCUCCUAUCAUGCAAAAUACAAGUGAUUUUAUCAGUGACCCUGUUUGUAGCUACAUUUUUUUUUAAACCUGAUUUUCUCAUGUCCUCAGGUUUGAUAUGGACAUUUUAAAAAACUACGUACUGCCCUCUGGCACUAUAAAAUACCAUGGCCUUCAUUUUUAUAUGCAUAUUGUGUAAUCGUACAAAUUAACAUCUCUUCUUGGUUUUCUUCACCUGAUUUCUUUGCUUUUUUUCCUUAACAUAAUUUAGUAAGCUAAGUUACAAGGCAAAGAGGUUACUAUGAUUUCUGCAAUAAUACAGGUCAUUUGAAUAUUCAUGGAACUACUACUAGUCAUACAUUUGCUGAACAUGAAUGGGAUCUGCAGCCUACGUAAAACCAAUUGCAAAUAAAGAGCGCGACAGCAGUUCUCAGUGAAUAUAAAAAGCUAACUUUCUAACACAAAAUUUUCUAAUGCACCUCAUUAAAAAGCUAGAUUGACUGUGGGGGAGGCUUUUCAGACAAAAGUAAGUUUACUUGUGUAUUUUUACUAAAGGAGGUUGAUAUGUUUCUUACCAUUUUGAAAUGCACCCAGAUAUGAUUGCAGCUGAGCUGGCUUCAAACAUAUGGGUUAUUAUGAUGUAGGAUUAUAACUGUGCUUUUGCUUUCCAGUGAACAUCUUGGCAAAUUAAAUAAAAAAAUAAUCAUGUUUGUACAGCACAGAAACCCAUGAAGAGCUGCAUGAGUGGUGGAGGCUAUUUUACAGAACUUUGCUCUGAUGCAGUAGACUUUUUCUCUUGAGUGACCCAACUAUC
Messenger RNA from Mauremys reevesii (Reeves's turtle), 3392 nucleotides. RefSeq names its product V-set and immunoglobulin domain containing 1 (gene VSIG1). NCBI's taxonomy places the organism in Eukaryota, Metazoa, Chordata, Testudines, Geoemydidae. Gene Ontology annotation, cellular component: plasma membrane. The coding region runs from base 1 to 1128 and encodes 375 amino acids. The record is from RefSeq and is a predicted model, not a curated record. The transcript is spliced from 8 exons. Gene Ontology annotation, biological process: maintenance of gastrointestinal epithelium; epithelial cell morphogenesis.